This is a messenger RNA of Naegleria lovaniensis, 5907 nucleotides long. RefSeq lists its product as uncharacterized. Bases 1 to 5907 code for a protein of 1968 amino acids. Gene Ontology annotation, cellular component: membrane. NCBI's taxonomy places the organism in Eukaryota, Heterolobosea, Eutetramitea, Acrasida, Naegleriidae. The transcript is spliced from 6 exons. The record is from RefSeq and is a predicted model, not a curated record.
AUGGUACCAAACACGUGUAAUGCCAUGACAACGGUGGCACAUCAAAUGUUGAAGAUGAAGCAACAACAAGAACAUCACCAAAAUAACAACAACCAUCACCCGAUACACGCUCAUAACGUGGUGAUAGAAGACAAAAAUUCGCAUGAAUUUACGUAUAUUAAAAACUCAGCAGCCCACGCUCAAGACAAGGCUGAAUUUUCUAAUAUACUGAUUAACGACCAAGAUUUCGCAAGCGGAAAUUCAAGGAGGACGUACCUACAACAACUUAAAGACAAAUUUGUAAAUACUCACAAAGGAAAUCUCCACUUUGAUAUUAAACUUGACGAUGAAGAGGAAGACGAUGAGGAUGAUGAAGACCAUAACAAGAAUGACUCCUCUUCUUCGAAUAUUAACAUAAUUGCAUCAGAAAUGAUGACGACUGAUUUAGAACAGCAAAAACAUGCACAAACUGAUGAAGAUUUUGGAGAAGACGAUGACAACAUGCACCUUGAAACUAUUUCUGUAACACUCAACAGAAAUCCAUCUUUAACCAAUGGUGAUAAUGUACAUAAUAAUGAUGACACCAAUAACAAUGUAGGACCAUCAUCAACAUCAUCAUCCUCUACAUCAUCUUCAAAGAGCAAUGCUGGGAUGCUCAAUAGUGGCAGUGCAGCUUCCACAAGCGGUAGUUCUAUUGAGAGCUCUACGUAUAUGACUGAAAACACAAAAGUGAAGCUUAUAUUUGACCCACCCAUGUUGGAUUAUGAGGAUAGACCCCUCUGCAAUCCAAUUGCCAAAACGUUUACAAUCACAAAAGAAGCUGCCGAUGACGAUUCUCAACAACCGUUACAAGUAACCGCUAACGCUAAAACGAUCCGAAGGGUCAAUAAUUGUUCAUACAAACUUUGGUUCCUAUGUCUACAAGCCUAUGGAGGUGGUAUUGAAAAUGCAUACAACAUCAAACCGAUUCUUGGAUACAAACUUCCUGUAGGAGCAGAUUAUAGAAAGCCAAUUUACAUGCACAAUCCUCAUCAAAAUGAAACUCUUCUCAUCAAAGAAAUUUAUACAAGUGAGGAUUUUCUAUUAUUGAGUUUACCUGAUCAAAAUAGUAAUGAGAAAAACUUACAGAAAAAGAAUUUAUUGUUGUCACUAUGGAAGUUAGAGCCACAACAAACAAAAUCAAUAAUUUUAUUGAACUUCCAUGCAACUCAGCCAAAAACACAUACAGGAUUUGUUCACAUCAAUACCAAUCGUGGUCAAUUUAUAAUUCCAGUUGAAUUUGUUGUUUCAAAGAAUGGUGUACACCGGGUAGCAGAAGAAAUUGAUUUUGGAACUUUUAUUACUCUCAACGAAAAGAGGACACGUGAUGUUGUUUUACUCAACUCUUCACCACAUCCUGUUAUGGUAUAUGAAGCCUCAGUAUCAUCUCCAGAUACCACCAAUUUAAAGUUAGAAUUUCAAAAGAAUAUCAUGCAAGAGGGUUCAAUAGUUGCAGUAGCCAAAUUGGUUUUGACUUCUCAAUCUCAAGGAGACAUUUCUGGAAAAAUUAUUUUCAAGACCAACGAUACAAACAGUGACAAUAUGGGAAUUAUUGAAGUUCCUUAUCGCGCUCGUAAUGUUAUUGGUACUUUGGAUUACCGAAUGAAUAACACCGCUUUUUAUACUGGUGAUGGAAAAGAAAAGACUCAUGAAAUGGUGCUUAUCAAUGGAUUUCAGCUUCCAAUCAAAUUCAUCUCGUGUGAUAUAUUUGACAAGCAGUUCACUAUUGAAGAUUUCGUUCAAGGUGCUAUACUACAGCCCAAUGAAAAGAAGAAGAUUCUUUCGAUCCGAUACUCACCUGGCGAAAAUGAUGCUGCUGUGCGCAAGACCAAUUUAAUACUUCAUACAAAUGUUACUAGAUUGUAUAUUCCUCUCUAUACCUAUCAUGGAAACCUGGAUCACCUACCAAUUGAUACUGAAAAGAAUAUUCUUGAUGCUGAUAGAGCAAAUGAAGGAAUCAACUUGGGUAUUUUGAGCUUGAGUAGUAGAAAAAUUCAUUACUUUGCAAUUUCCAACACAAAUCCUGUACCAAUCAAAAUUACUGACUGGAAAGUGAUGGGAAUGGCAAAUAAGAAAUCAAGUAUCUCUAUAUCUUACGUUAAAUCAUUCCAUCCAAGCGACGAGUUACGCUCACUACCUACUUUUAAACCAACAAAACUCAGUGACAGUAUCAAUAACAAACAUUUGGAAGGAGCAAAAGAUUCAUUUAUUUUUGCCAUUCUUCCAAAUCAGAAGGUUAUCAUGAAAAUUGAUAUUUAUACACCAACAUCAGAUGAGGAACAAAAUGGUUAUAUUGAAUUUGUGACUCAGACCAAAAAUUUAGUAAUACCAUUGAAGUUUCUCUGCAUGGAAGGUAGCUUGUCUUUCACGAACCAACUACCAUUUGAUCCUACUUUCCCUGGAAAAAUUCAAAAGAAAAAUAUUUAUGCAACCAAUACUUUUGGAAGAGCCAUCACCAUUACUGGUUUUAAGUCAAACGAUGAAAGAUUCAUUCCACAUAUCACUCACAAAACUAUUGAAGCUAAUCAGAAGAUGAAUAUUGGUUACGUAAUUUUGGAUGCAUCAAAAGUACCAAAAGAAAAGAAUUACAUGCUUGAUGAUGGUAAGAUGUAUUCAAACAAUUAUUCAAAGAAAAUUUCUUCCAUCUCCUCUGAAGAAUUUACCAAAUAUAGAUGGAGAAAUGGACUUUUUGAUGAAAUCAAGAAUGCAGGACAAACCAAUGUUAUUGCAUCAGUUUCUAUUGACACAGACAUUGGAAUUAAUUGCAAUAUUAAUGUUUCAACAACUUUGGAAUAUCCAAAGCUGUCUCCAACACGUCAAAUAUCAUUCAAAUUGACACAUAUUGGAUCCAGUGUUUCUCAAUAUCUCACUGUUGAAAAUCCUUCGGAUCAGUUCAUUUCUCUCCAAUUAAUUCUGGGAAAUGGCUCUUUGGCCAAAUUUUUGCAACGUAAUGCAAAAGGCACACUACCAAAGAAUGACAUCCAAGGCGACAAGUCAUACACUGAAUUCAGACUACCCAAAGACGGAAUGACCUCUGCGAACAUACCUCCUCAUAGGCAUGCAAGCUUGGGACCAAUCAUUUUCACACCCAAGUCCGAUUCGACUGAAUCUGUUGCCUAUCUCUACAUUCGAAAUAAUCUCACCAUAUUUGAUAUUGUGAAAUUGAGCGGAAUUGGAGGAUCUUCAAAACUUGUAUUCAGCGGAGAGAAUGGAAACGAUUUAACUUCCCUAAAAUUUGAAAUUAAGGAAUCACAAUUGGGUACAUGGGACAAUUAUACAAAUAGAUUCGUUCAAAACAAUUACAGUAGCAGCAAUGGAAGCGAUGAAACAUCCAAGACAACCACAGAACUCGUAUUCCAUAAGAAGUUUACUCUACAAAACAAGGGAAAUAUGCCCAUCACCAUUCUGAGCAGUAGUAUUGAAAAUAUGGGAUGCAGUGCGUAUGGAGUGAAAAUUCAUAAGUGUGGAAGAUUUGACCUACAACCAGGACAAAGUACAAGUUUUAAAAUUUCUUACAAACCUGAUUUUACCACUGCAGUUGUAGAUUUAUUUAUUAGGUUUAAUACCGAUCAAGGAAAGAUGUCCUUCCCAAUUCGCUUCACUCUACCAUACAAUGUACUUCCCUAUUUCUAUGAAACACAGCCACUGAGCACUGGUCACAGACUGUUUAGAGUAGCAGCCACUUUUAUUGUUUUGACUUUGGCAGUUUAUAUCAUCUUUAGAGCAUGUCGGGAGUUGAAGACACUUGAUUCGACUGAUAACGAGCUCCCUUCUUCCAUCAGUGAAUUUCUUAAACCUAAUUUUUCUUCUUUCCCUUUCAUUACUUUCCCAUCUACAGAUGUUGAGAAACAACAAGUGAACACUAGUGGCGGUACCAAUGCCAUCAACAAGGAUGGAGAUGAUCAUGAAAAGACAUCCACAGAAGAUGAUUCGAAUCGAAAGAAGAAGACUGAAAAGAAGAAGAAACAAGCCACAACAAGCUCAACUACACAGAAAACUCCAACUGCCAGCUUUUCAAAGACUUUAGAAAAAAGUAAUGUUUCGUCUUCUAAGAAACCAAAACCUACAAAGACAACCAGCACUUCCAUGAACCAUAGCUCGUCAGAAGAUGACGAGAAUAAGCUUGUUGAAGUUGUGACGUCAGACUUUAUAGAAGUUCAAGGCAAAUCUAGUACAAUGACUCACGAACAAGAGCACCCAAUGCAAUCAACAUUGGCAAGAGAAAAUUCAGAGCAGUCUUCUCAAACCUCUUCGACCAGUGUAAGCACAACUUCAAAUGCAGGUAACUCUUCUUCAACCAGCAUGGUUCAACACUCAAAGAAGCAGCCCUACAGUGACGAUAAGAAUAUAACAAACACGUAUGGCAGUACCAAUGUUGCAUAUCAAGAUCAUACCGCAGCAGAGGACAUGAGCCAUUCAUCAUCAUCGUCAAGCUACGAAAGCAAGGGAACAACUCACAAGCCACAAUUUAUUACAAAGAAAUAUCAACAAGACGGCAACACCACUGCUACUACAUCUAAAAAGCAGCCGUUUGACAAGAAGCAACAAAUCAAGAAGAAGUUCAACGAAAAUGAACCACUUAUCAUCAAGCCAAAAACAUUUGUUGCAGUUCCAAACAACACAUCUUCAGGAAAUGAGAAACCAAAAUUCUAUGCAGUUAAACCAGCAUCGCAUUCGAUGAAUGGCGGCGUAGAUCAUGGAAAUACUGACAUGGCUGCUCUCAGCACAAGCAACACGAGAAACUAUGAAUCCACAACCAAUCCAUUGUCAGGAAGCCGAAGCAGGACUCCAAACUCCAAUGAAAUGGCCAGAUUCACCCGAGAGAGUCCACUCAUGAAAACUCCAGAGCCAGUUGUGACCAGUGCAAAUAACCAUAUUGGCUCGCAACAACAACAUUUGAAAAAUCCUCAACAAUCAAAUAUUUCUCCAAGUCUCGAUAAUUUGCUAAAUCAAGCAACUAGAGAAAGAUCCACUUCUGACUCUGCCACCUACAAACCUCUCACUCUCAAUACUGUUGCAUCUUCAAUUUCUGAGCCACAAACAAUGACGAGCAGUAGUAAUUUGGAUGAAAAGAGCACAACCACGACAGGCAGUGUCACCAGUGAUGACCAAGCUCUCUAUGGAAGCAUUGGAAGUAAUUUGAGCGGAUUAUUGAAUGACAAUUGCAGCACUCCUUCACCAGCCACCAACAAUGUCACCACUGAUUUUACUAAUGAUCUAUUGAGAAGUGUGUCCGUUUCUCCUCCUCCACUCAAUCAACCAUCUGCCAUUCCCAGCCAUCAUCCUCCAAGAGAACAAGUAGGAGUCAUUGGUAACAAUGCAAGAAAGGAUCAACAUAGUAAUCCAUUGCAAGUUGGUGGAAUUGGUUCUUCACAACCAUACUGGUUCUUUGGAAGCACACAACCUCAUCAUCAUGGCCUUACGAGUAACACCAGUAACAUGAUUCCACAAGCAAAUACUUCAUUAUUUGGCUCAUCUCCUUACUCUCCACACAAUGGAUUUAUUGGAAGUCCAAAUCCACAGCCAUCAAACACGACCAACAUGACAACCACACCAUUUGGAAUGACAAAUCCACUCAUUAAUCCUACCUUAUCUUACAAUAAUGCUAUGAACAGAAUGGCAUUCCAACAAAGUAGACCAGCAUACUUUUCAUUGUUCGAUUCCAGACCAUUAUUCUCUCCAACGGACCACAAUUCAUUCUUUAGCUUGAGCAAUACCCCACCACAUCAACAACAUUUGCAACGCUCACAAUCGAGCAGUCCAUCUCACAGUGACGGCAGUGGUAAUGCAGAAUAUGGAAGCAUUGGUAUGCAACAACAUCAACAUGGUCAUAGUGGCGCUUCGUCCUUGUUCUCCUAUGGUUUUCCUUACGAGGAUCAAGAUAAAUAA